GAGAGAGAGAUGGGAAGGUCACCAUGCUGCGAGAAAGCUCACAUGAACAAAGGAGCUUGGACUAAAGAUGAAGAUCAGCUUCUCGUUGAUUACAUCCGCAAACACGGCGAAGGUUGCUGGCGUUCUCUCCCUCGAGCCGCUGGAUUACAAAGAUGUGGUAAGAGUUGUAGGUUGAGAUGGAUGAAUUAUUUAAGACCAGAUCUCAAGAGAGGUAACUUCGUUGAGGAAGAAGACGAACUCAUCAUCAAACUCCAUAGCUUAUUCGGUAACAAAUGGUCGUUGAUUGCUGGGAGGUUACCAGGAAGAACAGACAACGAGAUCAAAAACUAUUGGAACACUCACAUCAAGAGGAAGCUUCUCAGCCGUGGGAUCGACCCUAACACCCACCGUCCCAUCAAAGGAUCGCCAACUCCUCCUUCAAAGCCAACGUUUCUAAAAAACGAGGAGCCGGUACAAUUCGGUUUAGCCGGACCGGAUCAACAACAGAAGGUUAAACCGGAACCGUUGGUGCUAGAUCGAGAAGAGGGUAGUAAUAAUAUAGAUAAUUGCACGAGCAGCGGAACGACGUCGGAGAAGGAUAUUCAGACGGGUGACGAUUGGGUACUCAAUUUGGAACUCUCUGUUGGUCCAAAUUGGUAUGAGACUACUCGAAAAGCGAAACCUGACUCGAGAGAAUCGACUAAACGGUGGAGUUUUGAGUUGUUAGGGGCUCAGACUGGGGUGUGUUUGUGUUGUCGGAUAGGGUUUCAUAACGAGUCGUGUCGGAAUUGUCGUACUUCCGAUGUUUUAACAACCACUUGGGAAUCGACAAUUCUUUAAGAAUCUUUUAAUUUGUAUUUUUUUUUUCUUUUACUUCUUGUAAUGAUGCAUUAAGUAAGAACAUAG
Eruca vesicaria subsp. sativa (arugula) is the source of this 885-nucleotide messenger RNA. The record is from the annotation of a GenBank genome assembly. Lineage: Eukaryota; Viridiplantae; Streptophyta; Magnoliopsida; Brassicales; Brassicaceae.